Humulus lupulus (European hop) is the source of this 4156-nucleotide messenger RNA. Its product is annotated as alpha-mannosidase 2. The transcript has 4 exons. Gene Ontology annotation, cellular component: Golgi membrane. Lineage: Eukaryota; Viridiplantae; Streptophyta; Magnoliopsida; Rosales; Cannabaceae. Gene Ontology annotation, molecular function: carbohydrate binding; alpha-mannosidase activity. The record is from RefSeq and is a predicted model, not a curated record. Gene Ontology annotation, biological process: N-glycan processing; mannose metabolic process; protein deglycosylation. Bases 193 to 3768 code for a protein of 1191 amino acids.
AGUCGGUCUCAGUUGCUUUGGUUGAUUUUUCUUAUGCAACCACACAUACACAUAACAUACAUAGAUCCCAAUAUAUCAUCUCCGACCUUGACCUCAAAGCUAUGAAAAGCUCCUCCGACACUAACGGUCUCACCCCAUUAUCUCUGUAACGACCCUCCUGGUGCGUACGGUGGAUCAGAAUCGUUUUCACCAAUGUCGUUCUCCACGCGCCGGGGAGGCUGGGGCAACUCUCUCUUGCCCUCCACUGCCUCUUCUUCCUCUUCGCCUUCAUCCAAUUCCAAAUCUAAGUUUUCCAGAAAGUCUCGCCGCAGGGUGGUGCUCCGUGACUUCCUCUUCGCCAACUUCUUCACCAUCGGCCUUGCGGUCUCUCUCUUCUUCUUCUUUCUCGUUGUUCUCCGUUAUGGCGUCCCCAGACCCAUCACCUCGCAUUUUAAAUCGCGGAGCCCGAUCCGAACUGUCAAGCCCCGAAAGCCUGGCUUCCGGAAGCCUGUUAUGAUUGACUCCAGUAGCGAUGGAGCCACCGUUGAUAUCACCACCAAGGAUUUAUAUGACAGGAUUGAUUUUUUGGAUGUAGAUGGUGGUGCCUGGAAGCAAGGGUGGAAUGUCGAAUAUAAAGGGGACGAGUGGGAUUCGGAGAAAUUAAAGAUUUUCGUGGUGCCCCAUUCGCAUAAUGAUCCGGGUUGGAAGCUCACCGUCGAGGAGUACUAUAAUAGACAAUCUAAGCACAUACUUGACACUAUCGUCGACACUCUUUCCAAGGACCCUCGACGCAAGUUCAUAUGGGAAGAGAUGUCUUAUUUGGAGAGAUGGUGGAGAGAUUCAUCAGAAAGCAAAAAGGAGUCGUUCGUUAAUCUAGUGAAGAAUGGUCAGCUAGAAAUUGUUGGUGGUGGAUGGGUGAUGAAUGAUGAGGCCAAUUCACAUUAUUAUGCCAUAAUUGAGCAGGUAAACUUAAAGCUUCCAUUGUUCUAUUUCACUACAUUUCACAUUGACAUAAUUCUGCAUUUUCAUUAUUAUGCCAUAAUUGAGCAGAUCACAGAGGGUAAUAUGUGGUUGAAUGACACCAUUGGGGUUGUCCCUAAAAAUUCUUGGGCAAUAGAUCCAUUUGGUUACUCGCCUACCAUGGCAUAUCUUCUUCGUCGAAUGGGUUUCGAAAAUAUGCUUAUUCAGAGGACCCACUAUGAGCUGAAGAAGGAGCUUGCACUCCAUAAAAAUUUGGAAUACAUAUGGCGUCAGAGUUGGGAUGCAGAGGAGACUACUGAUAUUUUUGUCCACAUGAUGCCCUUCUAUUCUUAUGAUAUUCCACAUACCUGUGGCCCAGAGCCUGCUAUUUGUUGUCAGUUUGACUUUGCUCGAAUGCGUGGUUCUAUGUAUGAACUCUGCCCAUGGGGUCAACAUCCAGUAGAGACCAACCAAGAGAAUGUUAAGGAAAGGGCAUUUAAACUACUAGAUCAAUAUAGGAAGAAAUCGGUCCUAUACCGGACAAAUACACUUCUUGUCCCUCUUGGAGAUGAUUUCCGUUAUAUCAGUGUUGAUGAAGCCGAAAACCAGUUCAGGAAUUACCAAUUUUUAUUUGAUUAUAUCAAUUCUAAUCCAUCCUUAAAUGCAGAGGCAAGGUUUGGAACUUUGGAAGACUACUUUCAAACUGUUCGCGAGGAGGCUGAUAGAAUAAAUUACUCUCGUCCUGGUGAGGUUGGUUCCAUUCAGGUUGGAGGUUUUCCUUCUCUAUCAGGUGACUUCUUUACUUAUGCUGAUAGGCAGAAAGACUAUUGGAGUGGCUAUUAUGUGUCAAGACCUUUCUUUAAGGCUGUUGAUCGGGUACUGGAGGAAACACUUCGUGCCACAGAUAUGAUGAUGGCCUUGUUGCUUGGGUAUUGUCAGAGGGCACAAUGUGAAAAGUUGCCAGUCGGAUUCUCCUACAAACUGACAGCUGCAAGAAGAAAUUUGGCUCUUUUUCAGCAUCAUGAUGGGGUAACUGGUACUGCAAAGGAUCAUGUGGUCAUGGACUAUGGGACUCGGAUGCAUAUGUCCUUGCAAGACCUGCAGAAUUUCAUGUCCAAGGCAAUUGAAGUGCUCCUUAAAAUACGCCAUGAAAAAUUUGAUCAUAACCCUUCUAUGUUCGAGCCUGCACAAGUGAGAUCAAAAUAUGAUGUUCAGCCUGUUCAUAAGACAAUAAUUGCUCAUGAAGGAACAUACCAAUCAGUAGUCUUUUUCAAUCCUUCAGAGCAAACAAGAGAAGAGGUUGUGAUGGUUGUUGUUAAUAAGCCAGAUGUUGCAGUUUUGGAUUCAAACUGGACUUGCAUCGAAAGUCAAAUUUCUCCUGAAUUGCAGCAUGACAAAAGCAAGAUUUUCACUGGGAGACAUCGUGUCUAUUGGAAAGCUUCAAUUCCUGCCCUAGGCCUGCAAACAUAUUACAUUGUUAAUGGUUUUGCUGGAUGUGAAAAAGCCAAGCCAGCAAAACUAAAAUUCAUUUCUAAAUCUGGUUCAUUUCCUUGUCCAACUUCUUAUGCUUGUUCAAAAGCCAAAGAUGACACUGUCCAAAUCCAUAAUCGACAUCAAACCCUCAUUUUUGAUGCCAAGACUGGUUUGCUGCAGAAAGUAACAUACGAAGAUGGUUCUCAAAAUGUUAUUGGUGAGGAAAUAUCUAUGUACUCAAGUUGGGGAAGCGGAGCCUACCUAUUCAAACCUACUGGUGAUGCUCAGCCAAUAGUUAGAUCUGGUGGACUGACUGUGAUCUCUGAGGGCCAUCUGAUGCAAGAAGUGUACUCUCAUCCACACACAGAAUGGGAGAGAGGCCCCAUUUCUCAUAGCACCCGUUUGUAUAAUGGAGAAAAUACUAUUCAGGAGUUUCUCAUAGAGAAGGAGUAUCAUGUAGAGCUUCUUGGUGGUGAAUUCAAUGACAAAGAGAUAAUAGCAAGAUACAAAACGGAUAUUGAUAGCAAGAAGAUAUUUUAUUCUGAUUUAAAUGGCUUUCAGAUGAGCAGGAGAGAAACCUAUGACAAAAUUCCAUUGCAGGGAAAUUACUACCCAAUGCCUGCUCAUGCUUUCUUGCAAGGAUCCAAUGGCAGGCGGUUCUCAGUCCAUUCCAGGCAGUCAUUGGGUGUGGCAAGCCUUAAAGAUGGUUGGCUAGAGAUAAUGCUUGAUCGUCGUCUGGUAAAUGAUGAUGGACGUGGUCUUGGGCAAGGAGUGAUGGACAACCGGGCAAUGAAUGUAAUCUUUCACAUCCUUGUGGAAUCCAACAUUUCCUCUACUUCAAACCCAGUUCCAAACCAUUGGCCAUUAAGUCCCUCUCUUCUUUCCCACCGUAUUGGUUCUCACUUGAACUAUCCUUUACAUGCAUUUAUUUCCAAGAAGCCACAAGAUAUAUCAGUGCAGCCACCCCCAAGAUCUUUCUCCCCUUUAGCUACGCCCUUACCAUGUGACUUGCAUAUUGUCAGUUUUAAGGUUCCCCGACCUUCGAAAUAUUCUCAGCAAACAGAUGGAGAUCCUAGGUUCGUACUAGUCUUGCAGAGGCAAAACUGGGAUUCAUCCUUCUGUCGAAAGGGCAGAUCACAUUGCACCAGUGUUGCUGACGAACCUGUGAAUCUGUUUUACAUUUUCAAGGAGCUUUCAGUGUUGAAUGCAAAAGCAACCUCCUUAAACCUCUUACAAGAAGAUACCGAGAUGCUUGGGUAUGCUGAGCAGUUUGGUGAAGUUACACAAGAAGGACAUGUCUCUAUUUCUCCCAUGGAAAUACAGGCAUACAAGUUGGAUCUACGGCCACAUCAAUAAUCUUUCCGAUUGGUUUUCUGCCACAUCGCUGAAGUGAUGUACUCAUUCACCACCAAUAAGAUUUGGGGGCCAUGCAUCCGAAUGAACAGAGCAAUGACUUUGCCACCCGGAUUUGUUCUUGCCGAAAUAUAUGAUCAGAAGAAAAUAGACUCGUGAAUAUUUUCAGUGUACAGUUACUGUUAACAUGAUGUGAUAAAGAUUUAUGUGGCUCGUGAUAAGAAACGGGGAACUUCCCUUUGAGGUUUGAAACUACAAAACAUACAAAGAGAAAAGUCCUACUAGUGUUCUCACGCACAAUUUUGCUUUCCUUGUACGAGUUAGAUGCAUGCUAGAGGAUUCUAGGUUGUGAUGGUACAAGUAAAACAAUCCUAAUCUUUUUGCUACUUCA